AUGGCCCUCGUCGCCGGCCUAUGGGCCUUCGGGGUGAAGGGGCCCGGCUGGCUCCUGCGCCGCGCGUGGACCCUGCACGCUGCUGGCUUCUGCAGCCGGGGGCUGGCGGCAACCGGGCCGCCAGAGUCCGAGCCGCGGCUCACCAGCGCGCGGCAGCGGGACGGCAUCAGGAAUAUUGUCUUGAGCAAUCCAAAGAAGAGGAAUGCACUGUCACUUGAAAUGCUGAAAUCUCUCCAAAAUGACAUUCUUCAUGAAGCUGAAAGCAAAGAUCUGAAAGUCAUUAUCAUUUCAGCUGAGGGCCCUGUGUUUUCCUCUGGUCAUGAUUUAAGGGAAUUAACAGAAGAGCAAGGCCAUGAUCAUCACGUGGAAGUGUUUCGGAUCUGUUCUGAGGUCAUGAUGCUGAUCCGGAACCACCCGGUCCCCAUCAUUGCCAUGAUCAAUGGCUUGGCCACAGCGGCCGGUUGUCAGCUGGUUGCCAGCUGCGACAUUGCCGUGGCCAGCGACAAGUCCUCUUUCGCCACUCCAGGGGUGAACGUGGGGCUCUUCUGCUCCACCCCUGGGGUCGCCUUGGGGAGAGCAGUGCCCAGAAAGGUCGCCUUGGAGAUGCUUUGCACUGGGGAGCCCAUCUCUGCUCAGCAGGCCUUGCUCCAUGGGCUGCUCAGCAAAGUCGUGCCAGAAGAGCAGCUGGAGGAAGAGACCAUGCGAAUAGCCAGGAAGAUCGCCUCCUUGAGCCGCCCCGUGAUGUCUCUGGGCAAGGCCAUGUUCUACAAGCAGCUGACCCAGGAUCUUGGUACAGCCUACCACCUCACCUCCCAGGCCAUGGUGGACAACCUGGCCCUGGGGGAUGCACAGGAGGGAAUCAAGGCCUUUAUCCAGAAAAGAAAACCCACCUGGACACACUGA
Marmota flaviventris (yellow-bellied marmot) is the source of this 903-nucleotide messenger RNA. RefSeq names its product enoyl-CoA hydratase domain containing 3 (gene Echdc3). Gene Ontology annotation, cellular component: mitochondrion. The record is from RefSeq and is a predicted model, not a curated record. NCBI's taxonomy places the organism in Eukaryota, Metazoa, Chordata, Mammalia, Rodentia, Sciuridae. Gene Ontology annotation, molecular function: hydro-lyase activity.